This is a messenger RNA of Suillus paluster, 396 nucleotides long. RefSeq lists its product as uncharacterized. The record is from RefSeq and is a predicted model, not a curated record. The coding region runs from base 1 to 396 and encodes 131 amino acids. NCBI's taxonomy places the organism in Eukaryota, Fungi, Basidiomycota, Agaricomycetes, Boletales, Suillaceae. The transcript has 5 exons.
AUGUCAUCAUUAUUUUGCCAGGCUACCCAUCCUGUAUACAAGCAGAUGCAGCCUAGCUUACACUAUCUGGCCUCUGGCUCAUCAGCAUUAGAGCAAAUUGUGCAGCUCUGUUCUGCUACUGUUAUUAUUCUCGAACGCUCUUUCCACGUCUGGGAUCAACGACGUUCUCUCAAUGACUUGCAGGGGUCCCAAGACUCUGUUGUCAAGGAAGCUGUGAGCACUGCCAUACAUACAUAUCAAGCAGAUUCGUCUAUUGGAGGCUCUAAAAAGAUGGCGGAGUUGGCCAAAACGAUUCUUGAAGUCGCUUUGCAGCAUCGUCUACGUCCUGAUGCUAGGAAGCAUAGCGUCAUGUUGAGGAUAUUCGGAAUUGAGCUGAAUGUGUCUUGUGGCGAAUGA